UCCGGCCGCGGCGGCUCGUUGCAGGUGCUGUGCCUGGAGAAGGGGAUGCUGCUAAAGCGGGUGUUUGCGCUCAGCAGAGCAGCAACAUCCAGAGAAAGCCGUCUGUGUGCUGCAGGUGAUGCCCUUGUGAGUUGCCACAGACACUACAAAUCCCGUCCUACACAUGGUAUUGGCAGGUUCAAAUACCUGCUCCCGAAGGAGGCUCCAAAGAAGAAAAAGGAUAAAGUACAGAUGAAAGAGAUAAAUGUUGGGACCGAAUACGAGUACGGAGAUGUCAACAUCCAGAUGACUUCCUAUGAUAUGUGUCUUGUGGAGCAUUUUGCUCAGUAUGUGCAUAAACUCUGCAACCGACUCUCCAUCAGAGUGAACGAAAGGUACGAGGAGCAGGGCUCCGUGUUUGUCACGGCUCACAGUCGCGUCGCGUCGGGCCACGUGAAGCUCGUGG
Molecule: messenger RNA, 445 nt
Organism: Tauraco erythrolophus (red-crested turaco)
Lineage: Eukaryota; Metazoa; Chordata; Aves; Musophagiformes; Musophagidae
Source: RefSeq, a predicted model, not a curated record